CUUGUUCGCAAAAGCUUCAAACACAACCAGACCCUGCCAUUGAAGGUCGGGAGAAGGCCUGACUGGCUACGUAGCUUUUGGUUGUAUCCUGCUUGGCCGGACAAGCUAUCGACAGGAUCAACAGAGCAUUGUUCUCAACCAUGCUUGCGCACCUGAAGCCAUCCGCACCUGCUGCGGGGGCAAUGCCAGCAGACCCAGAACAACAACAACAGCGCCCGGGGGAGGCCCGCCAUGGCAGCAGCGUUGACGACAUUGCGGACAAAGAUGUUGCGCUGCUCAUGGUUGGCGAGACGCAGCACGAGAUCGACCCGGUUGUGGCUGCCCGCGCCGUGCGCAAGACGGAUUGGUUUUUGAUCCCGGCGAUGACGUUUGGGUAUGGGCUGGUCUAUUACGACAAGGCGAUCCUGGGCUCUGCUGCGCUCUUUGGCAUGACGAGCGACCUGGCCCUGAGCGUGCCAACUCCCGGCAACCCUAGCGUGGUCGACACAUCGCGCCUCAGCUGGGCCACCUCGCUCUUCUACUUUGGCAUGCUGGCAGGGCUGUACCCGAUGUCCUAUGCGCUGCAGCGGCUCGACCUGGGCCGGGUGCUGGGCGUCGUGGUAUGCGUGUGGGCGGUGGUGUGCGGCGCGACGGCGGGCGUGACGACGUACCAGGGCCUGUAUGUGCAGCGGUUCUUCCUGGGCUUCAUUGAGAGCGUGAUCCCGACAGGGUUCAUGACCAUCAUCUCGGGCUUCUACACGCAGCGCGAGCAGUCGCUGCGGCAGAGCUGGUGGUUCUCAGCCACGGGGCUCUGGACCAUCCUCGGCGGCGGCCUCAACUACGGCUUCGCCCAGAUCAGCACCAGCAGCAACCUCCGGCGCUGGCAGUACAUCUACAUCCUCGCCGCCGCCCUCACCUUCCUGUUUGGCCUGCUGUGCUUCGCCAUGCCCGCCUCCCCCGUGACGGCGUGGUUCCUCAGCGACGCCGAGAAGUUUGCCGCCGUCGAGCGCCUGCGCCACGGCCAGACGGGCGUGCGCUGCACAAAGUUCAAGACGGCCCAGCUGCGCGAGGCCCUCCUCGACGUCAAGAUCUGGCUCGUCUUCCUCAUGAUGAGCUCCGCGUACACCGUCAACGGCGCCGUGUCCGGCUUCGGCCCCCUCAUCGUGUCGACCUUCGGCUGGUCCACCCUCGAGAGCAUCCUCUUCCAGUUCCCCCUCGGCGGCCUCUGCUGGGUCGCCAUCCUGCUCACCGGCUGGCUGGGCUCGCGCUACGAGAACAUCAGGAUCGCCAUGCUCGUCGCGUGCUGCCUGCCCGUCAUCGCCGGCUGCGCCAUCAUCUGGAAGAGCGAGUGGACGUACCAUGCCGCCGCGCCCGUGGUCGGGUACACCAUCACGGGCACCUUUGGCGCCGUGGUCAGCUUGAUCAUCACGAUUGGCAUGAGCAACGUCGCCGGGCACACCAAGAAGAGCUUCACCUCGGCGACCAUCUUUGUGGCUUACUGCGUCGGCAACAUCGUCGGUCCACAGUUGAUCAAGUCCCAGACAAAAGUCUACCACUAUCCGGAGCUCUGGCUCGGGCUCAUUAUAUGCUACUGCAUCACAAUCAUCUCCUCGGUGACGCUGUACUUUGUCCUGCGGCGCGAGAAUCGCCAGAAAGACGCUGCUGCCGUUUCCGCCACAGGGGCCACGGAGGAGAACGACGGCGGCGGUGGUGGUGGUGGUGCCACCAGGUCGCUCGACAGCGAUGUGGAGCGCGCGAAGCUGGCGUUCCUGGACUUGACGGACAAGGAGAACCCGUACUUUCGAUACGUCAUGUAGGGUUGAGCCGCUUUGGUGUAGGAUAUGCUUCUUCGCCUGCUGCGAGGUCGGAAAAAGUCUGAGUUUAGACGGGUUGUGAAUCAGGCAGGCACGACGAAUCCUGGGUGACAGAGAAUGUUGGACAUUUGAGUGGGAGACUUGGUUCUGCCCACUUUGUCGUGGGUGCCCCCUGCAGCGGUUUGAACUGUGGCUGCUGUCUAAUACACGCGGGACGGCCAACAUCGACUUGGGCCGCAUUCGUCGAGUCUAUGGAGAGUAAAAAAUUGAUUCUCGUUUACGAUUGCAGGCACCAGAUUGCAUUGCACGUGGCA
Messenger RNA from Microdochium trichocladiopsis, 2107 nucleotides. RefSeq names its product major facilitator superfamily domain-containing protein. Bases 141 to 1796 code for a protein of 551 amino acids. The transcript is spliced from 5 exons. NCBI's taxonomy places the organism in Eukaryota, Fungi, Ascomycota, Sordariomycetes, Xylariales, Microdochiaceae. Gene Ontology annotation, molecular function: transmembrane transporter activity. Gene Ontology annotation, cellular component: membrane. Gene Ontology annotation, biological process: transmembrane transport. The record is from RefSeq and is a predicted model, not a curated record.